Messenger RNA from Daucus carota subsp. sativus, 2549 nucleotides. RefSeq lists its product as uncharacterized. The transcript is spliced from 6 exons. The record is from RefSeq and is a predicted model, not a curated record. NCBI's taxonomy places the organism in Eukaryota, Viridiplantae, Streptophyta, Magnoliopsida, Apiales, Apiaceae. The coding region runs from base 354 to 2387 and encodes 677 amino acids.
UCACACCAGUGUUGUGCACAUUAAACAACACUACAGACACACCCUCGGAGAAUUACUUCCUCUCUCUCCUCAACACCUCUCUCUCUCUCUCUCACCCUGUGUAACUACAUUUAUUUAUACAGAGAGAAUGGGGAGACGAAAUCGUUGAUCCUCUCCGGAAAAUCACCACAGACAGCCUUUUGUUCUUCCAGGUAAGUUACAGCAGUGCUGCCUUGUACUGGGGAAAUUUGGCUAAAAGCUAUGCAGAAUUGUGAUAACUAGAAUUUUUUGAAUUUUCACUAAGGUUUUUUUUUCCCCCUUAGAUUGCAUGACUUGAUUUGAUAUUCAAGAAGGAAUUAUACUUGGAAAAACAGAUGAUCAUGGGAGGUGAUUUUAACUUAAAUUCUUCACAAGUCUAUACUGAUUCUUUUAAAGAAAUUUUGAGGCAGACAAUGCUCAAUCAUGAGGUUACAUUCCAAAAACAGGUCCAUGAACUCCACCGGAUUUAUAUCACGCAAAAGACCCUGAUGAAAGAUUGUUACUCGAGAGAGUUGAAUUGGCUCCAAUCAGAAAAUGCAGCAAGCACACAGUUGAAUCGUCAUCCCUUUUCAGAUCAACUUGGGCAGGAACCUCAUUCGACUGAGAAAACACAUUCCACAAUCUUCUUGGGGGGUUCAACACAAUCGUUUCAGCGUAGUGCUACUCAAGAAGGUGGAGAUUUCUGCCAUAGACUUUACCAGAGGCCAAAUUUUUCCACCAACUGCAUGAGUUACACUGACACAGACAUUUUAGUAGCAGGUUGCAACCAGGAUUUUAUUGGAAAAUCUAAUGAAAGAAAAAACUGCUUUUCUGAAGAUGGUUCUUGCUGUCCAGAUGAGGUAAAGCUUUCCCUGAGCAUCGGUGGGAGCAGUAAGAAGAAGGCUGCUCGCAGGAAUUUUUUAACUGAUAAGAAUAGGUGUGUUUCCUCCCAAGAAAUCAUUGAUUUAGAGGAACCAGCAGAGAUGUCAGGUUAUGACAAUCAGCCUGGCUUUCCAAUACAUGAUCAAGUCACUUCUGGACCUAGGAAAGAUUCUCAAUCUUCUUCAAAAUUUUAUCAAAAGAUCAAUGACAUCACGGUAAAAGAUCCAGCUGAUUCGUUCUCGACGCCCCACUCUGGUAUAGGUAGCAACAUCUCUCAGGAGAGAUACUCUUUUAAAAUAGGACUUAAUGAACGCGAUGAUGAUAGGCCAGGUGACAGUAUGUUCACCAAAGACAAACUGUUGAGUAAUGUUGCUCUAAGUUUGGACCUUAACAAGAUCCAACUUGAUGAAUCUUCGACUCGGUCAAAUAAUUCACUGUUGGGAUAUACUUCAGCGGGCAGCUCUACAGGUGAUGCAAUUCUAGGUUUGAGGGAUCCCAAUGGGAAAAAUAGUGCUAAUGUAUCAAAAACAAUCUUCAAGUCAAAAGGAAAGGAUAAAAAUAUUCCAUGCAGUACCGAUCUUGAGUCUAUAUCUAAGUUGCUGUCAUGUGAUCAACCAAGCAAUCAUUUAUUGAACAUAGACACCCGCAUAAAUCUUCAUUGUGGAAAAAUUAGAGAUAUUGCUAAGUUUGAAGAGAAUGUCAGAAAGUUAAAUGAAGAUGUUAAUCUUGUACCAUCAAAUAGAAGUCAAAGUGCAACUGGAGAUACAGAUUGCUGCAGACGUUCUUCUCCAUGCGACUUUGAUUGCGUUGUUAAUGACACUCUGGACGCUGCCAGAACCAUGCAUUCUGGAACUGAUUUGGAAAGAGGUCUUUCUUCUUCCUGUCUAAUCCAAAAUGCUGAGUCAUCUCAGGUAGCAGAAAAUGCUUGCCAGCUAGACCUGAGCUCUUCUAGCAUCAGCAAAACAGAACUUCAAGUCCGUGACAAGAUGAAAAGAGAGUCAACAGAUAUAGAUACUUUCAUCCAAGAAGCAGCUGCAUCGCUAAUUAGUAUUUCAUUGGAAAGUCGAACUGAGAACCAUCAUAGUCCAGCCAAAUUUAGAUCAGACCGAAUCAAUGGUGAUGAAGCUGACCGAAACAUUAUGCGAGACCAGCCUGAGAGUUCUUCUGAUUCCUACGAAUCAAUGGUGAUGAAGCUGACCGAAACAGGUGCAGACGAUUAUUGUGUUUCAUCGAAUCCUUUUGAAGUGCAUGAACUGUGUAAUAAGGAUACUGGAAUUAAAUUGAGAAGGGGAAGGAGGCUAAAGGAUUUCCGAAAAGACAUACUUCCCGGCAUGGCAACUCUUUCACGGCAUGAAAUACGUGAGGAUAUAAACAUCAUGGAAGGAGUAUUGAGAUCGAGGGAAUACAAAAGACUGCGAUCAAAGGCGGGCAACACAGGGAACUGGUUUACACCUGUUAAAAGCAGGCGAUCGCGACGCAAUCACGGUGGCCAGAAAAACUAUCAGUAGUAGAAGUUUUACCAAUCCUUUUAAAUUUUAUCCUAGUAUUGAACAUGCAAUAGAAGUUUUUCUCAAUCCUUUUUAACUUAUACCUUUAAGUUGAUCAUGAGUAUUGUGUUUUUAGAUGUUCUUGUUAUACUGAUUUGGUGGUAAUCAAGUUUCUUUGCUGGA